Monopterus albus (swamp eel) is the source of this 1720-nucleotide messenger RNA. RefSeq names its product myelin basic protein a (gene mbpa). The transcript is spliced from 7 exons. Gene Ontology annotation, molecular function: structural constituent of myelin sheath. Bases 168 to 518 code for a protein of 116 amino acids. The record is from RefSeq and is a predicted model, not a curated record. Lineage: Eukaryota; Metazoa; Chordata; Actinopteri; Synbranchiformes; Synbranchidae.
GACUGAGAGGACGACACCUUCAAAGACAGCCCCUGAGUGUCAGAAAGGCUGCAACACACCCUGAAGGACGAGCAGAGCUGGGUGUUGGCACUGUAGGCUGAGGACUGAAGAGAACUACCGAGGAGACAGACAAAGGUCAACCCCACCCAACCUCAGCAGCAGAUAGCAUGGCUACGGCAAGCACCUCAGGGCAGAGCACCUUCGGGCUCGGGAGGAAAAAGAAGAACCCUGGACUCAUGGAUCAGAUUAGCAAAUUCUUUGGUGGAGACAAAAAGAAAAGGAGCAAGGGGUCGUUCCGGGGUCACCUGGCCUCCUCACCGCAGCAAUCCUCCACUCGCCGCCGGGCCCAUGAAAAUGCUGUGGUGCAUUUCUUCAGGAGCAUUGUUUCCUCUCCUCGUCCUAAAUCCAGGUGGAGAGAGGGCUUGGGCUUGGCCUCGUCGCCACGUGCCGAGGGCACAAAGUCGCCGGUCAGAAGACGCAGAGACCAAAGCACGCUGUCCAGACUCUUCAACCUGUGAUGCUCUCAUCAGACACCAGGAGAAACCAAGUCCCGUCCACCCCCUAAACGCUGGAGCACCAUCUUCUAAGCUCUCCGCCAAGGACAAAGCCACAGAUCCGCCAAAGGGACAAGAUGAAGGAGGGGAAACAGAUCUGCAUGCGGCGGACUCACAACCUCAAGAAGUGUUAACCCACUAACAACAAGCCUCCCGUGUCUUUAGACAGUGACACAGCAGUGUAAAAUCCACUCUCCAGGGAUGUAAUUGGUCUGUGUCAGGUUUAUUUUUAAUCCUACGUCUAAGGAAAUCUUGUUAUUCGGCUGUUUAUAAGCAGUUUGUUCAUGCUUUCAGUAAAAUAUCCUACUGUAAAAAUGACACAUUCAAGUAUCUUAGCCUGAUGGUGCUAGUGUCUGCUGUCUGAGGUUUGUUUUUCUAUUUGUUCCCUGUCAUCUGUAGAAGAGUGAUGCUUUGUGUAUCCGCCUGCUUUCUAGAAACACGACUCACACACCCAAAACAAGAUUGGCUUUGUUAUAUGUGGAAUCGAGAUGGAGAGUGGUUUUGUUUGUGCUUCAGUGAAACUCAUGUCACAGAGAAAUGCUUGUGAGGAUACAACUGGAAAAUCUAAUGUAGUUUUUAUAUAACGGUUUUGUUUUUAUCCCUCAGUGUAAUUAAUAAACAUGUACAAUAGGAUUCUGUUCAAGUCUAUCGAAGGAGAUGUAUAAAAUGCCCUUUUUAAAUGCACUGUUAUAACGGAAACCUUUCCAAAAUACAACCUGUCUGCUGUCUUUCCAAUAGUAGCUUUUGUGUCUCUCUCUGAUUUAUUGUUGGUUGUUUGCUUCUUAAAUUAAACUGGACAUUUUAAUGUUGACUUUUAUUCAUAAGAUGAUAGACGAAAGGUUUGUUUUAAUUGAUGGUUAGAUCGUAAGUAGCCAAGUGGUUGAAUGUGGAAGCAGAAAAAUGAGGAGUUCAGUACUGUAGGACAGUAUUUUGAUUUCAAAUCUUCUGAUGCAUAAUUGUUACAUUUAUUUUGCUCAUAAUAAAUUACAUUGCUAUUCUCAUCUUAUGUUCACUUUAACUCAGUAGUGAAAAGCACUGUAAAGGUUGCAGACACAUGUUGGUGCUACACGAAUAAGAACUGAAACUGAGUGUUGUGUUUCCUCUUAAUGUAAAACUGUUUUUAAUGUUCAGCCUAACUGGAAAUAAACAUCUUUGGUCAUCUCUUA